Messenger RNA from Darwinula stevensoni, 651 nucleotides. Lineage: Eukaryota; Metazoa; Arthropoda; Ostracoda; Podocopida; Darwinulidae. The record is from the annotation of a GenBank genome assembly.
AUGUCUCGUCCUUCAGUGGCCUUCUGGUGUCCGGUCAAUACCCCGACGGUCAAUUCCCCAACAGUCAACUCCCCGACGGUCAAUUCCCCAACAGUCAACUCCCCGACGGUCAAUUCCCCAACAGUCAACUCCCCGACGGUCAAUUCCCCAACAGUCAACUCCCCGACGGUCAAUUCCCCGACAGGACAGUUCCCCGAUCACGCCUCUGUGAGGGAAGACGCCCCCGUUGAUGACACCGUCCUCUUUCAAGUCCUCUGCAGUUCAGGAUGCACGGAACUCUUCAUUCUUGCCGCGUCCCCCAAUGAGAAUGAGCAAUUCUUCAAAAUUCUCCAGAGCAAUGAUACAUCAGCCGAUCUGGGUUGGGCCAAACCCCAUGCCUUUGAGGAUUUCAUGGGCGAAGAUGAAAUUAUCAUAUGGCUUCAGGGAAAUUUGCAGUCCUUUGUCUUACUCAUCUUGCCUGUGAACGACAAAGUACCCUAUUGGGACGAUUUACCACUACAGAUUUCCGUUGAAGAAGGAUUCGUGGGAGAAGUGCCUGGAGCAAACAACGAGUAUUGGAUCAAGGCCUUAGAUGAUGACUUCGGGGACAGUGGGUCUCUCUCCUACAGCUUGAGUGUGAGUCACUCUCAUCCAAUCAUUGACACCCAAUAA